GGGUAAUGUUCCCAAAUUCCAAUAACUCACGUUGGGGGCUUCAUACUCGUAAUUUUCUGAUACUCGCAGAAACAGCACUUUCCCAAAUAAGCAUUAUCAGUACUCAGUAGUAGUGACAAUAAACUACACAUUACCCAGAAACUUUCAACAUUGUCUUUAACUUCGAAUGGAUGAUCAUCGUUCUCUUUCUUUGCUCCAGUUUAUGGCUGGUAAAGGUCUGGUGCUGUCUCAUGAAGAGACACUCAAGAGAGAAUCCAUCAUUCACAAGCUCAAGAAGAUUGUACAGCAUUGGAUCACAAAAGUUGCUUGGCAGAGGAAACUUCCUGAAAACGUGAUUAGAGAUGCAUCAGCUACAAUAUUGAUUUAUGGAUCAUUUGGCCUUGGUGUUCAUAAUUCAGAAUCAGACAUCGAUAUUUUAUGCGUUGGCCCUAAGUUUGCUACUAUGGCAGAGGAUUUCUGUAUUGUUUUAUACAAUAUUCUUAAAUGUAAACCUGAAGUGUCUGAAAUCCGUUGCGUUCAGGAUGCUAAGGUACCAUUAAUGCGGUUUAAAUGUGAAGGGGUCACUGUUGAUAUGCCAUAUGCUCAACUUCAAGUCAUGUCAGUUCCUGAAAAUGUAGACUUGCUGAACCCAAUGUUCCUGACCAGUAUUGAUGAAACGAGUUGGAAAAGCUUAUCUGGUGUACGCGUUAACCAACGCAUCCUUCAACUUGUUCCAAACCUGGAGAAUUUUCAGUCAUUGCUACGGUGCAUCAAGUUUUGGGCCAAACAACGUGGUGUUUAUGGUAAUCUGUUUGGAUUUUUCGGAGGGAUACAUUUAGCUAUAUUAUCGGCUUUUGUUUGUCAGACGAGUCCAGAUGCUUGCUUAAGUGCCCUUCUGAUGAACUUCUUUCACACAUUUGCCAGUUGGCCCUGGCCUACUCCUGUUUUUCUGCAAGAUGGAAUAAUGCAAGUUUUGCAAGAUAUGACCGAGAAAAAAACUUGGAUACCUAUUAAACUGCCUUGUAGCCCAUAUCGAUGCUGCCAGUCCAACAUCACACGGAGCACAUUCAACCGAAUCAGGGCUGAAUUUCUCCGAGGGCAUAAAAUCACCCAGGAGAUCCUGCAGGCUGAUUUUGACUGGGAAAAUUUAUUUGAACCUUAUGGUAAUGUUUACAAGAAGCUGUAUUCCCGUUAUCUGAAAAUUUACCUUUUAGCUUGUGCGAAAGAUGAUAUGGGUGAUUGGGUCGGAUGGGUGAAGUCACGUUUCCCCUCUCUCAUUUUGAAAUUGGAGGAGAUGCGUGUUUGUUGUGAUCCGAACCCCACAGAAUAUGUUGAGAUUGGAAAUGUAGACUCGGAACAAACUGUAGUCUUCUGCUGGGGACUGAGUCGGUGUAUGGAUGUCAAUGUAACUUCACUUGAGAAGGAAUUCAGGAACGUUAUCAGCAACAGCUACCAAGGAAUGGCAGGGAAGAUGGAACUGAGAAUCGUGCCAGCUUCAGAGUUUCCUACCAGAAUAACCAAGGAAAUGAAAGCAUGCUGGAAAAUUCCUGAACAUAAUCAACAAAGAACGCCUGUAUACUCAAGGCACCUCCCGAACUACCUCAUUGGUUAUGUAGCCACUGAAGAUAAAAUAUGAUACUGAAUGGAAUUAGCCUUGCACAAAUUUGUCUUUCUUGAAAUAAAAGUACUUUGUAGCGAUUUCAUUUGUGAGUGGUCGUGUAACAAUAGAUAUAAUUAUGUACAUACAUAGGAUACGAAAUUGCUUCGAAAUGUAUAGGUUAACAUUGCGAUCUACAAUUGUACAAGAAAUAAGCAGUACAGUACACUGAAGAUUUCCUGAUUGUACCAGUGUAGUGACUGUAUACUCUUGUUCCACUUUGAUGAAGUCAUACUUUCAGAGA
This is a messenger RNA of Spinacia oleracea (spinach), 1880 nucleotides long. RefSeq names its product nuclear poly(A) polymerase 3. The record is from RefSeq and is a predicted model, not a curated record. Gene Ontology annotation, cellular component: nucleus. Gene Ontology annotation, molecular function: RNA binding; poly(A) RNA polymerase activity. Gene Ontology annotation, biological process: RNA 3'-end processing. Bases 167 to 1615 code for a protein of 482 amino acids. The transcript is spliced from 10 exons. NCBI's taxonomy places the organism in Eukaryota, Viridiplantae, Streptophyta, Magnoliopsida, Caryophyllales, Amaranthaceae.